UUGAUAUAAUCGACUUUGUUUCUUCAUAGCCUUCGGAAAAAUGCAUGCUUUUCAUUAAAUUUUCCAGAUAUAUUGUUCAGACAACUAGAUAACGAUUAUAUCAAAAUUUGUUGUGAAAACCUUUUUCAUAGAUCUGGCAAAACGUAUGAGGAAACAAAGGCCAAGGUGCGUGAAUUACCUGUUCCCCACCCAACCAUAUUAUUUUCACAUCAAAUUCCGACAUUAUUGCAAUCCACACCAUCAGAAACAUAGACGAAUUUUCAUUUAGAAAUAUGGUAACCCGGGCAAAAUAAUCAUGGCUUUCCUUCCACUUAACAUGAUGAUAGCUUUUAUCAGUCUAAUAAUGCUAGCUGGUAAUCUGAUGUCGGAGACAUUUCCAACGGACUGCAAUGUGCCGCCCAGUGUUUGGUGUUCUUCGCAAGAGAUAGCCGACAAAUGUAAAGUAUUGAAUCAAUGUGCAGCGUGGAAGUCUCGUAAUCAACUCGUUAAUUUUACUCUCUAUUAUGAAGCCCUCUGUCCUGAUUGCCAAAACUUCAUCAUUAAGCAGUUGUUUCCUACUUUCAUAAAACUUAAAUCAAUUAUCAACCUUGGCUUGGUGCCAUAUGGAAAUGCUUAUGAGCAGAAGGAUGGUAAAAGUUGGAAAUUCACUUGUCAGCAUGGUGCUGAGGAAUGCUCAGUGAAUAUUUUAGAGACCUGUGCAAUACACGUUUUAGAAGACCCUAACAUUUAUGUAAAGUUUAUUUAUGAUUUGGAAACAUGCAUGUUUAAAAUUCAAAAGCCAGAAAAAUGUGUAAAAAUGGUUAUGAAACACAUAAGUAAAAGAGAUAACCUGAUUGCAUGUGCUAAUGGAACAACUGGAAUCUAUUUAGAACACCAAAUGGCAUUGAAAACUAAUGCUUUGCCUCUUCCACCCAUGUAUGUUCCUUGGGUCACUCUUAAUGGUGUUCAUUCAGAACAUAUACAAAGAAAAGCAGAAAAUAAUUUGACAGAUUUGAUCUGUGAAACAUACCAAGGCAAGGACAAGGAAAAGUACUGCCCUGGUAGAGUUAUCAGCUGAAAGUAAAAUAAAAAUUAAAAAAUAAUUUAUAUUUUUUGUCUUUUGUAAACCAAAUUUUGUUUUAAAAAACUGUUAUCA
This is a messenger RNA of Octopus sinensis (East Asian common octopus), 1135 nucleotides long. RefSeq names its product gamma-interferon-inducible lysosomal thiol reductase. The transcript has 7 exons. The coding region runs from base 296 to 1057 and encodes 253 amino acids. NCBI's taxonomy places the organism in Eukaryota, Metazoa, Mollusca, Cephalopoda, Octopoda, Octopodidae. Gene Ontology annotation, molecular function: oxidoreductase activity, acting on a sulfur group of donors, disulfide as acceptor. The record is from RefSeq and is a predicted model, not a curated record.